Molecule: messenger RNA, 1646 nt
Organism: Actinia tenebrosa (Australian red waratah sea anemone)
Lineage: Eukaryota; Metazoa; Cnidaria; Anthozoa; Actiniaria; Actiniidae
Molecular function (GO): Hsp90 protein binding
Source: RefSeq, a predicted model, not a curated record
CUGGUUUUCGGGAGUGAGAUUCUUCUUUUAGCUCUCAUACGACAAUUUAUAGAAAGCCAUUCAGAGUUUCAGUCAGAAGACACCCCACCAGGUGCUCUACCGGAAGUUAUUGAAUCACUUAUCAAAAAGAAAGUCACUAAGGACAUCCUUGACUCAUCGUCGUCCUGCUGUAUAUGUCAGAAUGAUUACGCACUCGAUGAGAUGAUCACGUGUUUACCCUGUAACCACGUCUACCAUGGUCCCUGUAUCACCACGUGGUUGAAAAUGCAUGCAACUUGUCCAACCUGUCGAGAUGUACUGCCACACUAAACACAGAAGAGAAAAGAAAAAAAGAAGAAAAAUCCAAUAAAAGCAAUGGGUUUGUUGACUUUGAGGACUAUCAACAAAUGUGUUCUCUAUUACAGAGGAAAGGACGAAAUACUCCUGGUUAUCAAGCCUGUUUUCUUAUCGCGGUUGUAAGACCGAUAUUGCACAUUGUUCAGAACAUGUUGGCAAAUCAGUAGAUCGUCUGAAAGAAGUGAUAGUUAUACAUAGUUAUUCCACUCAGAAUAACAACCUUUGUUGAACCCCGCGCAGAACUUCGUCCUGAAGCCCUUGAAUGCGAGGUUACGCUGUGGAAAUAUAUUGUUCAAGUCAACAUGGCUGCCAUGUGACAAAGGUCCAUUCUAAUUGGUUGUUAUUUCCUAAGGUCAAACAAUAGGGGGAUACCAAGGGUAGUAGACUGUAACUCUGUUAUUUGAUAUUGCUGAGGUUUCUGUUUGACAAGGAAAAGGACCUGCUAAAGUAACUUGGUUCUAUAUCUCAGAUUGGCUGAUAAUUUCUCAGUUCAACCAAUCACGAAGGUUUCUGUUCUUCCUUAGUUACAUAGUACUAGUUCACUAAUUGGUUAAUGCUACUUCAUCAAACCAGUCACUCAAGUUUCAUUGCAGCUUAUAUAUUUUUAGUUUUCUGAUUGGCUAAUACUUUUUCCACCUUAGCCAAUCAAUGAGGUUUAGGGCAAUAUUACAUUGAGAACACUAGAACCGUGAACAACUCGAGUUCUUUGUCACUUUAAAAAAAAUGCAUACCGUAGAUAAUCCCUUUAGCCUUCUUGGUGGUAGAGAUCGAAGUGUUCUUGGUUGGAGUGUGCUCACUGUAAGUAAAAACGUAGUUCUGAUCUUGAUUAGCCUAUCCGUUAUCAUACAAGGCAUUCAAAGGAGUACUAUUAUUGAUUUCUUUUGAUAUUAGUUUUUCAAACGCCCAAGCGCAUGUUGUUAAAGGGUAAAAUAACGUCGCUCGUCAAAAACAAUCUAAACAAACAAAAUAAAAAAGGACGAAAAAAUAGUUCCUGUUAAAUAGAAAUUUAUAGAUUUAUAUAGCGUUUUGAUAAAGUUAUUUAUAAUUCAAAAUUAAUCAUAUAUUUUCCUUGACAAAAUGCUUUAUAGCAAUGAUUAUGUUCCAGUUUAAAUAGUUUCUAACGUUAGUUAUUCUUGAUGUACCCUGGGUCUCAGAGGCUCUCGCUUUAGUGCUUAUUGGUCGUAGGUUUCGUUAUCGCUUCGAAUCCUAGCGCCGAGAAACUGGGGCGAGAGAUGCUCUGGAACCCAGCGUAUUUUUGAUAGAAAUGCAAGAGAUAUUUACUGGAAAUAAAGCUAGUUCGUUAAAUCUGA